Molecule: messenger RNA, 2351 nt
Organism: Betta splendens (Siamese fighting fish)
Lineage: Eukaryota; Metazoa; Chordata; Actinopteri; Anabantiformes; Osphronemidae
Gene: gpr37l1a
Product: G protein-coupled receptor 37 like 1a
Exons: 2
Coding region: 1-1704 (567 amino acids)
Biological process (GO): positive regulation of MAPK cascade; adenylate cyclase-inhibiting G protein-coupled receptor signaling pathway
Cellular component (GO): signaling receptor complex; plasma membrane
Molecular function (GO): G protein-coupled peptide receptor activity
Source: RefSeq, a predicted model, not a curated record
AUGAGCGCUGUUUGGUUCAUGUUGCUUCUGUUUCUCGGGAGCGUGGAGCUCCGCCAGGUCCCCCGAGACCCGGAGUUCCAGCAGGGACCGGAGGGAGCCGGUGGUCCGCCUGCGGGGAAGGAAAAGCCCCUUUCCACGGAGAGGUCCUCCGUGGACCGGCAUGAGGCGCCGACAGUCCCCAGCUCGAAGCGGGUUCCGCGUGGGGCCAGAGACGGGGGCUUCAGAAGAAGAGACCCGCACCCUCCGGGCGGUCGCGCGCACCCGCGGCAGUACGACGACCCGAGCGGUUUCUUCACCACACCGCGGAGCGAGCGGUACCACUCUGCGCUACCGGCCAACGCCUCCUCAGCCCGCGGCCCGGGGCUGCUCAACCCGCUGUUCCCCGUCACCGACGGCUCGUACUGGGCGUACGCGGUCAUGCUGCUCGCGCUGCUCCUGUUCGCCGCGGGCAUCGUGGGGAACCUGGCGCUCAUGUGCAUCGUGUGGCACAACUUCUACCUGAAGAGCGCGUGGAACUGCAUCCUGGCGGGACUGGCCUUCUGGGACUUCCUCGUGCUGUUCUUCUGUCUGCCCGUGGUCGUCUUCCACGAGCUCACCUCGAAGCGGUUGCUAGGAGACCUGUCCUGUCGGCUUGUGCCUUAUUUGGAGGUGACCUCUCUGGGCGUGGCCACCUUCAGCCUCUGUGCUCUCAGCAUCGACCGCUUCCACGCGGCCACCGGCCCCGGGCCCGUUCAGGCGCCGAAGGUGGAGCCCUGUCGGUCCAUCCUGUCCAAGCUGUCGGUGGUGUGGCUGGGCUCCAUGGUGCUGGCCGCCCCCGAGCUGCUGCUGUGGCAGCUCCUGCAGGGCACGCCGGGCGCGAGGGCCCCGUCCGCGCCGGGCGCCGGCUCGCUCACGGCCGCCCUCAGAUCCCGGACGCACGCGCUCCAGGUGGACGUCUGCGUGCGGGAGCCGUGGGCGGAGCUGCCGGAGGGCGUGUACUCGCUGGUGCUGACCUACCACGAGGCCCGGACGUGGUGGUUCCUGGGCUGCUACCUGUGCCUGCCCCUGCUCUUCACGCUGGCCUGCGACCUGGUGACGAGGCAGGUGUUGGCCCAGCGCCAGCCGCAGAAGCCCGGGCUGACGAAGGCGACCAGCAGAUGCUCCUCCUCCUCCUCGUCUUCAGCCCAGAGAAAGCAGCAGGCGCGGGAGCUGCGGCUGCGCUCCACCGUCAUGGCGCUCACCGUGCUCUACGUCUCGUGCAGCCUGCCGGAGAGCGCGUGCAGCAUCGCGCUGGCCUACGUGUCGGCCUCGGCGUGGGCCGCGCUGCCGCCGCUGGCGCUGCCGGCGCUCGGCCUCAUGGGACACUUCCUGCUGUUCGCGCGGUGCGCGGCGACGCCGGUGCUGCUGCUGUGCCUGUGCCGCUCUCUGGGCCAGGCCUUCAUGGACUGCUGCUGCUGCUGCUGCGAGGAGUGCCUCCCCGACGGCGGCUCCUCCUCCGCCUCCUCCGCCUCCACCGCGGCCGCCUCCACGCUGUCGGCGCCCGCGUCGGCCUCACCGUCCUCCCUGUCGCCGUCCUCCCUGUCGCCGUCCUCCCUGUCGCCGUCCUCCCUGUCGCCUUCUGGCAAAGACGAGGUCGUGAAGGUCACGCAGGUUGCCCUGGCGACGGAACCGGCGGCCCGUGAUGGGGUCAAAGACGGUGCCGUGGCUAUCGGGACCCCCUGCUGAGGACCUGAGCGAAUCUGUCACUUGAUUACAUUUGUAUCAAUAAUAAAAACACGGCGGCGUCACUGAAAACAAAUCUGACAAAAAGACAGGAAACCCAUUUCUUUAAACACUGUGGUCAAACGUAUGUGGAGGUGAUUCUUAGUUAAUGUAACAGGUGUAAAGCCACUGACGACUAGUUUUUAUGGUGAUAACCCGCACACACAGUAGAUAAAGUCAUUACUGUUAGAUACAAGUAAACCUGCAGUAAUCUCAGUGUGGACUGAUGUUGUAGACUUGAUUAUUAUGUGUAAUGUACAGUCUGAUUUUAGUGUUAUUUGUGAUGGAUUUAAUCCACUUGUAGGAAUCAUUUCUCAGUUUACAUUUUAUGUGUAGUAUUUCAUAUUCGCCUUCGAGCUCCCUUUACUGUAGAGGGGAUAAUCUGAGUUCAGGGACUUUGGAACCAGGACAGUCCACCUGAAAGUGAAGAGACGUUUGUUUGUUACUGAACAGAUUUCUUCUGACGCCGCUGUUUCACUGAGGCGUUCGCUGCAGCCACGCGCUGAACACGAUUUGCUGAAGCACUGGUUAAACGUGAUGAGAUGACGCACAUCAAACCCUGUGACACAAUUCAGUUUGUUUUGUUUUAGUAAAGUUCAUAUCUGAGUGUU